Molecule: messenger RNA, 576 nt
Organism: Ogataea angusta
Lineage: Eukaryota; Fungi; Ascomycota; Pichiomycetes; Pichiales; Pichiaceae
Exons: 2
Coding region: 1-576 (191 amino acids)
Source: RefSeq, a predicted model, not a curated record
AUGCUGGGCACAGCAUUGAGAAUUCCGUCGUCUUCUGCUGUGGAUGGACCACCAAGGAAAUCCAGCAUCAUAUGCAUUCCACCACCUCCCGAGUAUUCUUCAACAUCCACCGGAAGAACAGAAGACACACCUUCCAAAAACCAGACCUUGUCCUUCAUUUCGUCGAAUCUUGAUUUUUCGCUCAGGGGCCACACUGCCGUCAAUAUGGUUGCCGCUCCCUUAACAUGGAAUAUCCAUGCCGACGGCGGAAGAGAUUUGAGAGAGGUCGACGUUGGCAGAGACGCGUUGGCGAGAGAGUCCAUAAUCAGAAUCAAAGCGGCUGCCACCAGGGCGUCUGUGUUCUCGGGCGACAUUUCGAGCACUGCCUCACGUAGCAGUCCCAACGCGUCUGCACGGUGUCCCGUAACGCACUGGUCUAGGCCGCGCUCUGUUCGGGAGAGAUGGGUGGCACUGAAAGCAAGAACUGAAUGCAUAAGGAAAGGGUAUUUGAAAGCGAGCAUCGGGAUUUCCUCUGACCAUAUUUUGGAGUCUGAUAUUCCGGCCUCUGUGAUUGUGGGCCAGACUUUGGUGGUGUAG